This is a messenger RNA of Didymodactylos carnosus, 776 nucleotides long. The record is from the annotation of a GenBank genome assembly. NCBI's taxonomy places the organism in Eukaryota, Metazoa, Rotifera, Eurotatoria, Philodinida, Philodinidae.
UUCUGUCUAACGCAUCCAAACGCGUUUCAAGUGUACUGAAACGCGUUCAAACGCAUUUCUGGUGCAAAAAAACGCGUUUCACAGUGCGUUUGGUCAAAAAAAUGCCUGCAUGGGUAGAUCCAACUAUAUUCAUUUCGACCUGCAGAAUUGCGGAUAUAACGGUGACCAACGUUUUAGAACGGUACCGGUGUCAUUCCUAGAGCCAGUUCUGUCUAUGAUGCUGCCUUUAAGACUUGUUAGCACAAAGAAAGUGUUUCAGAAAUUAAUCGCUUUCUGACUGAUUAGACUUCCGCAUUUAGUUUGCAAAAUCGAAUAUUGCCGUUCUGGUUGUUCAAGCAGUAACAGCUGCAACAACAUUUAGUAAUCUAAGUGAAAGUCUUUCCACUAAACUUGAACAAGCACUAGAUGACGUUAACGAGACAAUGACUUUAUCAGAACAACAAGUUGAAGAGGUCAUAAAUCCAACUACUUCAACAACUUCCACAACGUCCUCCACUACAACGACAACUACUUCAACAACAGCACCACCUAUUCGUAACCUCAAUGCUGUGAUAGCCAGUUGGACAACAAGUGUCACAUGGGCAGCGCAACUGUCGACAACAACAACAGAUCAAGUUUUGAUACCGGCUUUAUACAACAAUGGAAUUACAACGUUACCUUGGUUACCAGCAGAAGUACGUUAUCGGCGAAUGACAUUCUGUUCAAGUAAUCAUCCAACAGUAGCAAGACGUCUACAAGUAACAAUUACUUAUGUUACUGACACUGGAUUACAGUGA